UUGGCGCUCGGUGGGCGGUGGUUGGGCCGCGGCGGGCCCCGCCCCCGGCGCCCGCCCCCCGCGCGCCCGCGGCUGUCACUCAAGGCGGCGGCGGCGGCGGGCGGAGAGAAAGGCAGCUACGCCACAGCCCAGCGGCGGCCAUUCGUGGAAAAAUAGGCCGUCCCGCUCCUCCCAGCUCCGGCUGCGACCGGCCUUCUCCCCGCUACCCCCACCCCACCCUCCGCCUCCUCCUCCUCCUUCUCCUCCCCCCUAGAGCGGCGCCUCAGCGGGGCAUUAAUGCGGGAUGAGCGAUCAAAAGAAGGAAGAAACUAUGCCCACAGAGGGAGAGAAAUCUCCCGAGGCAGAGAAUAACAACAAUAAUAAUAAAAAAGGGAAAACUGGAGGCUCACAGGAUUCUCAGCCUUCACCUCUUGCUUUGCUAGCAGCUACUUGCAGCAAAAUAGGAACUCCUGGUGAGAAUCAAGGAACUGGACAGCAGCAGAUUAUUAUAGAUCCAAAUCAAGGUUUGGUGCAGCUUCAGAAUCAGCCACAGCAGUUAGAAUUGGUAACAACUCAGCUUGCUGGAAAUGCUUGGCAGCUUGUUGCUGCUGCUCCUUCUACUUCAAAAGAAAAUAAUGUUAGUCAGCAAGGAUCUUCUGUUGCCUCAAGUGCAGCAAGUCCCUCCAGCAGUAACAAUGGAAGUACAUCUCCUUCAAAAACCAAAUCAAGCAAUUCUUCUGCCACAACCCCUGGACAAUUCCAAGUUAUUCAACUACAAAAUCCAAGUGGCAGUGUCCAAUACCAAGUGAUCCCACAGAUUCAGACAACAGAAGGUCAACAACUCCAAGUCAAUCCGUCUAAUGCUACUGGUCUGCAAGACCUACAGAGUCAAAUUCAGCUUAUUCCUGCAGGGAAUAAUCAAGCUAUCCUCACAACAGCAAAUAGGACAGCUUCGGGGAAUGUGAUUGCUCAAAAUCUAGCAAAUCAGACAGUUCCGGUCCAAAUUAGACCUGGUGUUUCCAUACCACUGCAACUGCAAACUAUUCCUGGUACUCAGGCGCAGGUUGUAACAACGUUACCUAUAAACAUUGGUGGGGUAACUCUAGCUUUGCCUGUGAUAAACAAUGUGGCAGCUGCAGGAAGUACAGGUCAAAGUGGCCAGUCUACUGAGAGUGGAGCUUCCAAUGGAAAUCAGGCAGCAUCUACACCUGUCACUUCUGCCUCUGUUACUACAAUGCCAGAAUCUCCUUCCUCAUCUUCCACCACUACGACCACUGCCUCGACAUCUCUGACUAGCAGUGACACUCUAGUAAGCACUGCAGAAACAGGGCAGUUCACAAGCACAACAACCAGCAGUUCAGAGCAGACGACUGAAGAACCGCAAACAACUGCUACAGACUCUGAAUCCCAGAACUCGAGUCAGCUUCAGUCCAAUGGAGUACAGAACACCCAGGAUCAGUCGAGUUCCCUUCAGCAGGUCCAAAUCGUAGGUCAGCCUAUUCUACAGCAGAUACAGAUCCAGCAGCCUCAACAGCAGAUUAUUCAGGCCAUUCCUCCACAGUCAUUUCAGCUCCAGUCAGGGCAGACUAUACAGACCAUCCAGCAGCAGCCUUUGCAGAACGUUCAGCUGCAGGCAGUGAGUCCAACUCAGGUGCUCAUCCGGGCUCCAACUUUAACACCAUCGGGGCAGAUCAGCUGGCAAACUGUACAGGUUCAAAACCUGCAAAGUCUUUCAAAUCUUCAAGUUCAAAAUACUGGGUUAUCCCAACAACUAACCAUUACCCCUGUGUCUUCAAGUGGUGGCACAACCAUUGCCCAGAUUGCACCAGUGGCUGUUGCUGGUACUCCCAUCACUUUGAAUGCUGCCCAACUUGCUUCAGUACCUAAUCUUCAAACAGUAAGUGUUGCCAACCUGAGUGCUGCAGGUGUUCAAGUUCAAGGAGUUCCUGUUACCAUUACCAGUGUUGCAGGUCAACAACAAGGACAAGAUGGAGUGAAAGUACAGCAAGCCACAAUAGCUCCUGUUACUGUAGCAGUAGGUGGCAUUGCUAAUGCAGCAAUUGGUGCUGUUAGUCCUGAUCAGAUAACACAAGUGCAGCUGCAACAAGCUCAACAAAGUUCUGACCAGGAAGCACAACCUGGAAAGAGGCUGAGAAGAGUUGCCUGCUCAUGUCCUAAUUGCAGGGAGGGAGAAGGAAGAGGCAGCAAUGAGCCAGGCAAAAAGAAACAACAUAUCUGCCAUAUUGAAGGAUGUGGAAAAGUUUAUGGCAAGACAUCUCAUCUUCGAGCCCAUCUGCGCUGGCAUACUGGUGAAAGACCAUUUGUGUGCAACUGGUUUUAUUGUGGCAAGCGAUUUACAAGGAGUGAUGAGUUACAAAGGCAUAGAAGAACCCACACAGGUGAAAAGAGAUUUGAAUGCCCAGAAUGUUCUAAAAGGUUUAUGCGAAGUGACCAUCUCUCAAAACAUGUCAAAACUCAUCAGAACAAGAAGGGUGGUGGAACGGCCCUUGCUAUUGUUACUUCAGGAGAACUGGACUCUUCGGUUACUGAGGUUCUUGGUUCUCCAAGAAUUGUCACUGUUGCUGCCAUUUCUCAAGAUUCAAACCCAGCAACCCCUAAUGUUUCAACAAACAUGGAAGAAUUCUGAAAGGCUCAUUUAUAUGGACGCCUAGUGCUGCACUUACGUUUACAUACCUUUCAGGAUAUGGAAGUGGGCUGGCAAAGUGGAUUACAGAGCAGGAAAUCAUGUUUUCAGUCAUGACUUCUGUAAUUGUUCCAGGUUGGAGGGUCAACAUGGGAAGUGUACACCGGUGCAACAAGACAAAUUUCAAAAAUACAAACAGCGCAAAUUGAUGUACUGGAUAAACAGAUGGGGGAAUAUUAUUUCCAUACUGUACUUUUUUAGUUAUAUGUCUGUAUAUCAUGCAGUGAUUUUAAACAAACUUCCCUCCCCUAUUUUAGCAUUGUAUGUUAAUGUGUUUAUAAAAUCAGAUAAUAUCAGUAUAAAACAGGGUGGACCUUGACUAGGAUUAAUUUCAUUUGUUGGAAAGUACUUAGUUUUUAAAAUGAAUUUGUAAUAUUUUCAUAGGAACAUCCUUUUCCCAUAAGGCACAGCAAAACUGAAUACAGAUUAAGUGAUAGUGGAUAUAUUUUAGGGUUUUUUUUAGUCCAUAGAACACUUCAUUUAAUUUUGGCCGUCUUCUCUCAAGUUUUGGAAUAACUCAAAUAGCAGCUGGAUGAUGCAUGCUGCAAGGUGGUUCUGAGGUGGACCUCAUUAAUUUUGACCACUACAUUAUAGUAGUGUGUGUAAAUGACAAUCAGUGAGUUCUAAUUCCUCUCUUUGUUUGGAGAGCUAAGGUUAUGUAGAGUUAGUGUAUACAAUACGAAAGAUAAAACCAUAGAAAGAUAGUAACAUAAGAUUUUACGAAAGUAGUGAUGUCUUUAUGUAGGGUGAAAAAUGAGUACAGCAACUUUUGUGUCAAUUUUUGAUAUUUAGUUUCAUUAUAUUUUAAAACAUCUGUGGUCCAUUUCUAACUUGUAGGUAACAUGUAUCAUAAAAAUUCGAGUACUAAAAUGCUUUAAUUUUGUUAGAAGUCAUGGAAGUUAAUCAGACAGUUCAGCGUUGUAGCUCAUUCUCCAGCAUCUUCUCUCUGUAAAUACUAGUUAUUAUAUUGUGGUUAAUGUGCUGAGUUCUUUCUGCUUUGACUUAAUAGCCAAAGAAAAGAAUUAAUUAUCACAUUUUAACCAAAAAAAGGUAUUGAAAGUAAAUGUUUUCUCUCUUUCCCUCUAAAUAUUACUGUCUUUAUUUUCUCUUCAAGAAUCAUUUCUGGGCUGGUAAUAAAUAUCUGUUACCUAUCAAAUCUUACGUUGAGCAUCCAACCACAAACAAACUGGGGAGAGAGGAAUAUCAUUGUCUUUUUACUACACUUUUUAUUUCAGAGGUUUGGUUAAAUUUUCAGAUGUGCCAUUUUAAUAGGAAUACAGAGGAAAUGAGAAACAACAACAAAACCAAACUGCAUUUUGUGUUUGACAGCUCCAGUAGUACAAGGAGGAAAGAUGGCCAAAUAGCUCAUACUUGGAUUUUUAGUUACUUCCCAUAGGCUUACAUGUAACCCUUUACACAUACAGUGAUUUGGUAAUAAUUCUCAUGACCAGCUUUUAAAAAAAAAAUUAUACAGCCAAAUAUUUUUGAUGUAACUAAAGGAGGUACAGUGCAAGAAAGAUAUGGCUUUUUUUCCCUGCGAAUUACAGAAGGAAAAAUGUGUUUGGUAACUGUUGGUUUGAGAGACAUAACAGAUAUCUUGUGCAUUCCCUCACAAAACAUAUACUUCUCAUCUGAAUACUUUAUCAAUCUUGUGGUGUUUUCUGUAUUUUUGAAGGAAGAGAAAUACCAAUCAUUGUUUACACUGUGUACACUUUAGGCCAGCCCUUUGUAGCAAAAUACUAAGCUGAAGGUAUUUUAUACUUUCAGUUUACAUAAAAAGCUUUGAGAUUAAAGAAAACAAUUUUACACUGUGGUUAUGAAUUUCAAGUUUCUUAAAGCUUUUGUAGACUUGUAACAGAGUCUUUAAAUUUUAGUUGGGUUUUGUACAUUAUUUUGUAUAUUUUAUUUAAAGUACUCUUAACUGAUGUAUCUGGAUUUAAAACAUCAGGAUCAAUUAGAUGUUACAUUUAAUACAAAUGAGCAUUAGGUAGUAUUAACUGUUAAUUUUAUUAUAUAGGAGAUGAAACGUCAAAUAUAUAUUUUAUCAUUAUGCUUCACAAUCAGUGCUAUACAUUUCUUUAUGCAAAGAAAAACUUUCCUAAUGUUAAUACCAUGUUUCCUAGAAGUUAACAAUUUUUGUAAACUGAAGUUAAGAGCAUUCUGCAGAACCAUUUCAUAUAUAAUUUUUUUCAUGCAUACUUAUAUAUGCAGAUAGGAAACCGAAGUCAUUUUUAAUCUGCAAUGAAUCCCUAUUAUAGGUGUAUUAAAACCUAAAUCUGGUUGGCUUCAUAGCAUCUCAAGUACAUUAACUUGUGUUAGCAGGUGCACAUUUUACCACUGGAAUUAGAAAUGUUUUGACAGUCUGUUCUGCAUACCAUUCUGAAUCCACUUUUCUGUCUUAAAAGGAUCGUAAAUUUCAAUGUCCUUUAUUUGACUCAGUGGGUUAUAGCUGUUGUAAGUAGUAGGGCACAGAUGUGCAGUAGUAUCUUGUUUAAUGGCAUUUCACUGUUCAUUCCCUUUGCCACCGUUAAAAAUUUUGCUUUAUUGUAAUUAUCAGUGCAAAGUGUAUUUACCAUGGUAGAACUCCAGUGUUAGAAUAGUUUUUUUCUUACGAUAUACUUUCUUUGGUUAGGUUUGUGUAUGUGUUGCUGAUUACAUUAGAAGUUGGUGUUAAGUCAUUAUUUAUCACAUUCUUUCACGAGAGCAGUAAUAAAAGUGUGUAAUCUAGGAGAAAAAGUUAAUUUGUCAAAGUUAGGUAAGCAUGAUGUUCAGGUCCUAUUUUUCAAUUUUAUAACUGUUUUAUUGCAACAAUAUUUGUAUUUAAGUCUUCAUUUUAAUGCCUUGUGGUGUUUUUUUAUGCAUGUCACUGAAUUGUCAUCCCGCAAGAAUUGAUGUGCAGCAUAGGGUAUUAAAUCUACAUAAUGAUUUUGAAACAGAAAAAUAGUUGAUGGUAAAAAUGUAAAUGUUUUGCAAAAAUUCCUUAUAAAAAAGUUUUGUAGUAAUAUUUCACUUGUAAAUUUUUCUAAAAAAAUGGAAAAGGAAAAAAAUGAGAGUAACAUUUCCCCACAUCUAGAAUUUAGAAAUUAAUUCUGCCAGCAAAGCCUGUAAGGCAUUGAUUUGACACUUUUACAAUGCUGAUUUGUAUAAUUUUUUGGUGGGUUUGGAACUAAAACCAUGUACAAGUUGUUGCCUGCAAUAACGUUUUGCAAGUAACCUAUUAAAAUUCCCUUGAGUUUAAAAGGUUUCUUCAUUUAAUUACUUACAAUAGAAAGUAGCAAUAAAUUAUGUUUGAGUGAUAAUCUGUUCAUCAAGAACACCACUAGAAAGCAAAUGCUUCUCAAUGCAGAAGGGUUGGCAGCAGCUUCUGGAUUUGUGUAAUUAAAAUCUGUACUUGGUGGUCAGCGUUUCCCAACUGGCAGACUCCCAGCAGGGAAUUAAACCAGCAGAUUCUAGCUCAGCACUAAUUCUGUGGGGUUUGUUCAGCUCUUGUGAAUGGGAGUUACGGUUAUUCCUGAACAUACCAAAGGAAAAUCUUUUCUAAGGUAAGGUGUAUGAACACACACGCACACAAAUAAAUAAUUAAAAUUGAAAAAACUUAUUUUUUCUGUUUGAGAGAGAGAUAAAUAGAAGUGUCAUGAUUGUGUUGUAGACCAAAUGAAUAGAACAAAUAAAUGGAGAUGUGAAAGUACUGCCUUUUGAGUACAAGAAAAUACGUUGAGUUUUUCUUAGUGAAAUGUAAUCAGGCUCCUGCAUUGUGUUAUACUAAAAUACCUUUGAUCAUAUGCUAAAUUGUUAAAUAUAAUGGCAUACUGAUUUUUUUUUUUAUAACUCUAAAAGACUUGGUGGUAAGCCUUGCAGUACUUUUGCAAGUAGUAGUAUUUCACAAUGGAAAAAUAAAUAGCAAGAUGAUCACUUGUUUUGUUCCAUCUUCCAAAAGAAGAUGGAACUUAAAAUUUGUGGCUUCUGGCCGUGCACUGCAAGAGAAUAUAAUCUUUCCUCUUUCGUAAUUGAUACCUAAAAUCAGUUAUCUUUUUUGUAUGGUUGAUGAAAUACUGUUAAAGUCUCAUUAACCUCUGUUUGAAUGCAGUGAUUCUCAUGUCAGACAAACUUAUUAACUGAAGUCAAACUGUGCUAUAAUUCAGAGUAACUACAUCUGACCAACUAAUCGUAUCUUUAUUGCCCAAAUGUUUAGUAUUUUGGUGGUGGCAUUUUUAUUGGGAAUUACAAAUUGUGUGGAGUUUUGAACCAGUUUCUAGAUUACUGGUAAGAGAGUAGCCCUUUACUAACACAGCCACCACUGUGGUAUAGUAUUGGAAAAGGUAACCAAAUUUAACAUGACAUUGACCAUGAAUAUGAUAUUCUGUUUCAACCUUCUAGUCCUUUAAAUGUGGUCAUUCUACUCGGUGAAACAAAGUGUUUUACCAAAGUUAGUCAAUUUUUUCUACACCUUUAGGUCGGUACCAUUGCUAUUAAUUUAAUUACAUCAUUUCCCUAUAUACUCAGACUUGCCAAUGCAGGUGAAAGUGCUCUGGGAAGAAACAGCUAUCAUACACUAUUGCUGCUUAAUAGAAUAACUUUUGAAGGGAGGGGACAGCAAGACUCCUCUUCUAGCAGAACUCUAAAAAUGGCUGGACGUUAUUACUGACAACUGGAUUAGUAAUCAAAUGUAAUCAAAUGAGGUGAAUGUUGCUAAAGGUGCUUUCUUCAAUGAAGCUAGACCUUGAACCACAGUGAGUGGGGGAUUUGACUCAAUGAAGUCCAUUCCAUAAAGCAAGUCAUUUGCCAUUAAUGGAAAUGUUGGAAGUUCCCUCAUUUGGCCAUGGAACUGUCUGUCUUUUCUCAAGAAGCAUUUGGGAUAGAAAAUUUAUAACUUGCAAAGGAUUUUUAAGGCUUUGAUAUUUGGGAAUUGUUCAAGUGAAGUAUUUCUGCAAGUCAUUGCACUAGCAUUGUUGAGGUAUUUUGCUGUUUAAUUUUAGUUUGUUGGAUGUUUUCUUUUUAGCAAGGAUCGAAAAUUAUGUACUUCUAUACUGCCAGAUCCAGAAACAUAGACAUUUCUUUGACUUACAUGAACAGCAGUGUCCCAGGCUUUGCCUAUCAUUUAUAUUUUUACAUAUGAAAAAUGCCUAUCCUUGAACCAUUUAAUAAUUUCUUAUAAUAAUAUUUUUGGCACAAAUUUUUCAUUAAAAAAAAUGACACAUACAAAAACCAUCGAAAUAAUGUCAACCCUUAGAGUUUCCCCUAAGAAACUCUUUCUGUUCUAAAAUGAAGUUUAUUUGAGACCAUAAACACUCCGGAGUGUCUUUACCAGCAAUACAUUUUAAAGCAUUUCUAGACUUUUUCAUUUUAUCUCUUGUAUCAGUCCCCUAUGCUGUAUCCUAGGCUAGGUUUCCAUUAAGACCUCUUACUGCAUUCUCAGUUCUGUAGCUUUUUGUCUUAAUAAUCUCCUGUUUCUUGCAAAAACCAUUGCAGAAACACAUAGGCUGGACAAAAUAAGUACUCGAUCUCAAAUAUUUGUAUUGGAAAACUCUUUUGGAAAGUAUUUCAGCUGAAUGAGGUCUCUGUUCUGUCCCCACAUCUUAGGGAAGCAUAAUCCAGGGUAGAGUUUAAAACAGUAUAAAUUUGCAGGGCUGGUGAAGUUUCUUGAAAAACAUUCGUACUGCUAGUUUGAAAUUUUGUUAAGUGUUAAUUUUUAAGCUGUUUUAAGUUCAAUGCAUAGCUUUGUGUCACAUAUAUUUUAAAAGAAAGUCUCGGGACAAAUCUGAAAGCUGGUUGACCUUGUGGGUGCUCAUUUGUUUGUCAAAGUUUUGGAAGAUUUUGAAGCAAUUAAAAACAAGCAUUAAGAGAAGUGCUGAUGAUCGGUAAGGUGCAUGUCCGCUGAGUGAUGUGUAUGCAUCUUUCAGGAGUUACGUGAAAGAUUUUUUGAGUUUGUCCAUCAACAAGUAUAUUGAACACUAUCCCCUUUCUAAGUCCUUUUAGUCAAUACUACUUCAGUGUUAUAAAUACUCAUCCUCUGCCUGCAGUUUAAAAAAUUUAAGGAGUUAAUAUGCAAAAUUACACAGAGAGUUGGAACAGAGCCAAGAAUGUAAAUGCUACACCAAGUGAAUUAAUUUUUUUCUAGGCAUAUAUUUUACUUUUAGCCU
Molecule: messenger RNA, 8823 nt
Organism: Cuculus canorus (common cuckoo)
Lineage: Eukaryota; Metazoa; Chordata; Aves; Cuculiformes; Cuculidae
Gene: SP4
Product: Sp4 transcription factor
Exons: 6
Coding region: 284-2626 (780 amino acids)
Source: RefSeq, a predicted model, not a curated record